CCCCCCCUAUCUGUAGGUUCCGUCAAUGAGGGCUUCGAAACCUUCGGGUCUAGGGCUAGGCGAGACAUCGAACGAACUACUUGGCACGGGGCCGUCUCCAGGUCCAGACCCAUGCCGCGAGACCAGGACCAGCGGAAGGAGACUUUUCGUCCGGUUUCCUACCCUUGAAAAGACGGAGCGGCCAUGUGUGUUCGAGUCCCUUGGGCUACGAGAUGUCCUUCCCAGGCGGGUGUGCUCCUGCGACAGAGAAGGGGGUGGCAUGUCAGUAACAUGCGAAGGAUGCGAGACAGACAUGCAGAGAUGGGGGGGGGAGAGCAGGGGCGAAGUUGGGAUACCCAGCAGGUGUCUAUGUACGGCUUGCACAGGGCUAGACUUGCGCGCCACGCAGGGAGAUCCCAUCUCAGAGAGCCAGCGCCGUUUCAGAUGUUGGCCGUCCCGUCUUACAAGUCCGGUGUUCAGGUGUGUGUUCAGGUGUGUGUUGGUGAUUGUGGUACCGGUAUUGUACUUGAAUCACCACGUACAGGGAGAUCCCACGUGCCAAGCCGCCGCGAGCUUAUCGGCCGAAGUCUGUUUGCUGUGCCCAAGACUUUACAGAGCAAGUCGAAGCAAUCGUUCGUCAUCGAAGUGCAGCUUGCAUCUCGGUCAGAGGGGGCGACAUCUCGAUGUUACGUGGGAUGCAUGCUCAAGCAAGGCUUCAGCACACCACACAGACCGAAUGAAGGAGUCGAAUGCCUUCACUCUUGGUGGCCUUGGAUGUUUGGGAUGGAAGCUGGGGGCUGAGAGCUGGACACCGGAAAGGAUUGCCGGUUGUUGCUGAAACAAACGUGGAUGGGAGGGAACCAAACCGGGCCGGAAACGGGGCUGCAUGUGUGGCGUACGAUGUGGCUUGACCCAUAUGCGUCCCCCAACUUCGCGUGGCUGAAGCUACCCCUCUAAGCCAGAUAUGGUAGGUGCUUACCAACGAC
Colletotrichum navitas is the source of this 965-nucleotide messenger RNA. RefSeq lists its product as uncharacterized. The record is from RefSeq and is a predicted model, not a curated record. Lineage: Eukaryota; Fungi; Ascomycota; Sordariomycetes; Glomerellales; Glomerellaceae. The transcript has a single exon. The coding region runs from base 26 to 817 and encodes 263 amino acids.